AGCCUAGAGAGGUGCGGUAAAGCAUAUUAAAACCAUGGCACACUAUGGGAGACUAUGGUAAAGGCACAGUAUCGUUAUAGGAAAAGCAAGGGGGAAAGCCGGUAAGAUGACUUUUAUAAGGGAGGCUGCAUGUUCAAAUCAACCCUACUGCCUAACAGGAGCAGUGUAGAGUUAUUAUGUAGAAAGGUAAUCAAUUCAAUGGCAAACAUUUCGACUAGAAGUCUUUCUCGGUGCUUUGGCAGCGUUUCUGGUUGAAUUUCUGUUUAAAGUCUCUCUCAGUACUUCCUAAUUCAGCCCCAUUUGCAUGAGUUACUAAAGUAGGUGCUGCUGCAGCCUGCAGACCGUCCCGAUAAAGCACUCGCAAGAGGGCAGAAAGAGGGAGUUCAGGACUGGGACUCGAGAGUGUCUAAUACUGCCCGCAUCCGCAGAGACACACCUCUGAUCAUCGAAGAACGACGAACUGCAUGCAGAAACUCCUCGUGAGAGUAAGAGAGCAUGUGUAAAGAGAACACCAGCAGCUCUGUUUCACCCCGACGCAAAAUCUAGUGCGCUUCAUUAAAAAAAAUAAUAACGAAUCAGAAAUCAACAAGUGUUUCACAAGGAAUAGGCAGGAAAACGGAAUCAACAAACUACCGCAAACUCCCAAGAGGCAGAGAAUUCAUGUAGCCCAUGACCCCAGAAGAGAUGUGUCUGUGUCACGCUGCAGGGGAAGUGAAAGUCUGAUGAAAGAGGCUGUCUGCCGCUGGGACCUCAGCGCUGGUGUGUGGUCAAACUUACGCUGUCGUUCUCACAGCUAGAGAAGAGGAAGAGGGGCAGGGGGUCUCAACAAACACUUUCUAUCUCAGUGAACACAGAACAGGAGACUGGCUCGCUCCCUGCUGCCCUCCAUCAGGUUUCACAAGAAUGCUUUGGAUAUUUCACCUUGCAAUUUUAACGGUGUGCUGCAGGGCACAGCUCUCUAUACACACCCAGCCCGAGGUCGAUGUGACGGAGGGAUCUACAGCGCUGCUCCCCUGCACCUUCACACUGGGACCAGAAGAGAGGCUGCAGAGCACCAGUGUGGACUGGGAGAACCAAAACAACACGGUGAUUUUCUAUCACUAUCAUCACAACUUGAGCGUGGCGACCCAUGACAGAGUAACCUUCGUGGGGAACAUCUCCCAAAACAACGCCUCCAUUCUCCUGCGGGACGUCCGGCGGACGGAUGAGGGGGAUUACCUGUGCCUGGUCCGAGUUGGAAUGAAUAUGGUGAAGAAUCGCUCAGAGCUCAGAGUCAGAGCACUAAGAGCUCGUGGCAGUCUGCUGGAGGUCCCUCUCAACCCUUCUCCUCCUCCUCUCGCCCCCCCUCCUCUCUGGCCCGCGGUGGCGGGGGGGCUGGCUGCAGGGCUGGUUUUGGUGAUGGUGGUGUUGGUGCUCAUCCUGCGGAGGCAGCAGCAGGACACGACUCUCCGAGAGGACCAGCGGAGCUCUGCUGUGGUGGCGUGUCAGGACCCCGAAUCCCCAAGAAGAGACAAGGACACUGACUGCUACGUUACCCUCCCACGGAACCUCCUGCCCAAAGACCCCCCCCCUCUCUCCUGCAGCACCUCUGAAGGCAUCUACGUCACCAUGUAUGUGAAUGGAUCACGCUCUGAGAGAGGCAGGAAGGGGAUCCCUGAGGAGUGGUGCGCAGUGGAAACACAUCCCUGAGAAAGUGUACCGCGGCCUCCCAGUUCCACAGACACAGCUCCCCUAGCCCAGCCACUCUGGGGGGAAGUGUAGGGAGAGACACUCACCAAACCUACCACAGCUCUGUUAAACCAGCAAAGAAACGCCAGAGCUGCAGGAACACCAUGGACAGCUCUGAGGAGUUUGCAUGUAAAACACUGUAAAUAUCUCCCUGAGUAUAUAUAUUUCAACAUAAAUAUAGUA
Molecule: messenger RNA, 1911 nt
Organism: Polyodon spathula (Mississippi paddlefish)
Lineage: Eukaryota; Metazoa; Chordata; Actinopteri; Acipenseriformes; Polyodontidae
Exons: 8
Coding region: 904-1689 (261 amino acids)
Cellular component (GO): membrane
Source: RefSeq, a predicted model, not a curated record